AUGGAUUUCCAAGCCAUCACUGGAAUCAUCGGAGGAAUAGGAAAAAUGCUCGAAAGCAAAAUCGACACCAUCAACGUCCCAGCAGAGAUGAUCAUGGGAAAAUGGUUCCAGAUGUACAAAGCGGCCAUGAAUUUUGAUGUUGUUCGCACCACCAUGUUCUGUCCAGUAGCUUAUUUUUCGCCAAAUCCGAUAAUGGGGGAAGAGGGAUUCUCGAUGCAAGAGGCUUACAGAGUGGUCUCCAAGACUGGUCCGAUUGAGACCUACAAGCGUGACAUGAACAAAGUGGGACCAGGACAAUAUUGGAUGUACACUGAGGAGUACUUCUACCCAAGACAAUUCUACGUUAUCGGAGCUGGACCAUCAUUCGACAACAGCAGCAGAAACUCCACAGAGCCAAUUCAAUAUAUUAUUGCUUCCGAUGCGAACCGUCUCUCCCUGAUGGUUUACGCUAGAGAUCCACUCGUCUUUUUCCAGAAGUACAACAAGGAGGUCGUCGAAUUCAUGAAUGGACAUGGAUUCGGAGGAAAUGUGUUCUGGAACAGCCCAAAGCCAAUUUACCAGGGACCAGAUUGCGAGUGGCCAUCGGAGAAGGAAGUCUUCGCUAGAAGAGUCCUCAAAAACCAAGAAAUGAACGAGCGCAACAAGAAUGGAACAUCGGACCCAAUCCUUUCCGGAAUGCCACUCGCCGAUAUGAUCCGCGACCCAAAGCGCACCUUGGAGAGACUGGUUGGAGCGAAAGCAUUGCAACAAGCGUCCGCUGGAAUCACCGCCGGUCCACCAGCCAGCCGUAGCGAAUGA
Caenorhabditis briggsae is the source of this 798-nucleotide messenger RNA. It is a transcript of the gene Cbr-lpr-6, whose product is annotated as Protein CBR-LPR-6. Bases 1 to 798 code for a protein of 265 amino acids. The transcript has 5 exons. NCBI's taxonomy places the organism in Eukaryota, Metazoa, Nematoda, Chromadorea, Rhabditida, Rhabditidae. The record is from RefSeq and is a predicted model, not a curated record.